Molecule: messenger RNA, 488 nt
Organism: Apis florea (little honeybee)
Lineage: Eukaryota; Metazoa; Arthropoda; Insecta; Hymenoptera; Apidae
Product: secapin-like
Source: RefSeq, a predicted model, not a curated record
AUACAGGUUUCUUUGUGUGAAAAGUGAUCAGCAAUUUUAACUUGAUCGACGUAUAGAAAAAGGAUCUUCAAUUUAAGGAAUUUUCAAAUUGAAAAGGUUCCCGGUGAUAUUCACAAAGAUGAGAUUUCAAGUUUACGUCCUUCAUCUCUGCUUCCUCAUGCUCGUCGCGUUGACGUGCCAUUCCCAGGCACAGUUAGCUACAACCACAACCGAGCAGCCUACUUUUCUACAAAAGAUCCGUGAAACGUUCAAAAAAGUGGAGGAAACCACGAAGAUGAAACUUCAUAAUUUCCAUAUUUUUGACCCACCAUGGAUUUAUACAACAACCACAACUACCACGGAGAAACCAGAAGAAGAAUUAGCCGAAAAUUUUAAUCUAGAGAACAGACAACUCAUCACAGUGCCCGUCAGGUGUCCUCCCAAUCAUGACUUCAUAAGGGGAAGGUGUCGCGAGAAAAUUCCAUAAAUUUUCCAUUCUUUUCCAUCUU